AUGUCUGACAUUACUCACCAGACGCCGAGCACGCCCAUUAUGACUCGUAUACCCACUCACCUUUCUUCCAACCACCAUCUUGUUCCUCAAAUGCCACAAAACGACUCCCAUCUCUCCUCCGGCUUCGACACCCUCCCGGUCGAGCUCCAGGGCCUCAUCUUCGAGCAAUACCUACCGGACUUCACACCCAUCACUCCAUCGCGCAAGGUCGACAGUCCAAUCACACUCUCACUCGUUUGCCGCGAGUGGCACCAUAUCGCGCUGGCUACACCAAGCCUUUGGUCGGGGAUGCACAUCGUUGUGCAGGACGGUGGCUCUAAUACAACGCAGGCGCGGAGAAUCUGUAACCAACUGGAACGAUGGCUUGCUCUCUCAAAGUCGCACCCCCUAUUCGUCCGCCUCGAAUACAACUACAAUCGCAGGGGAUCUCGGGUCUCUGAGUGCAGCCGCAUCUAUCCUGAAGCCCUCGGUUCGCGCAUAGUGUCGAUGCUCAGGGCACACGUUGGCCGCUGGCAGAACGUGGUCUUCCAGUGCCCGAGCACGCUCCUGCGGUCUCUAGUCGACGUCGAUGGGAGCGCGUACGCCCAGCUGCGCGGCUUCACCCUCGACGUCACGAACACGCCCAGCACGGCGUGCGCGGUGGACUUCCGGAACCUCCAUCUACCGCUAUCGGCCCUGACGCAGCUGCACCUGGUCGCAGACUACAACCGCCUGCUAUCGCUCUCGGAUUGCCGCGACCUCCUCGCGCGCUGCCCGCGGCUGCGCCGGUGCUCGCUCAAUGCGGAGUUUGGCGAAAGGGACAGCGCCGGCGAAGGUUUGCAGGCUAGCGGUGAUGGUUUGCAGGCAAAUGGCGAGCACCCACACUCCACCUGCGCCCUCGAGCAGCUCUCCAUCCAGCUCCGUCCUAGGACCGGCACUGAUGUCACCCAUGUUCCCCAAGCCCUCGCCUCAUUCCUCGACGCACUGUCCCUCACCAGCCUCACCUCCCUCACCUUGGAGUGGAUGGGAAACGUCGCCCCGUCCUGCGCCGGCGGCGCGUCCCACCUCGCCAAGACCCUCGCACGAUGUGCGAAGUUGGAGAACCUCGGCCUUCGGUAUAUCCCGCUCGGCACGAAGGAUCUCCUAGCGUGUCUGCGAGGUCUCAGCGGCCUCACGAAGUUGGCUUUGGCGUAUACGAUGAGCGGGCACAACCCACAAUCUGCGUCUCCAGUCGAUAGGGAGUUUCUUUCAGCUCUCGAGUGCGGUACACAGAGCCGUUCGACGCCGCAAUCGGCUGCAUUGUCUCAAUCAGCCGUGUCGCCUCAAUUAGCCGCAUCCCCCCAAGCGCCCUUGCUACCCCACCUACUCACCUUGCGCCUCGUCGCGCAUUGCGCGGACAUAUCCGAGGAAGACGUGCUGGCAUUCCUGGGCCCGCGCGUGGCAGGUCAACCAGGCGUGGACAAACUACGCAGCUUCAAGUUUUUAUGGGGAAAGAGGGUGUCGCCAGAUUUGACGAGGUCGCUGGUGGAUCUGCGGCGCCCCUUUCCUGGCGUGGAGUUGGAUGUGGACAGUUUCGGGUAUGACAGGGAAUAUUAG
Schizophyllum commune H4-8 is the source of this 1575-nucleotide messenger RNA. RefSeq lists its product as uncharacterized. NCBI's taxonomy places the organism in Eukaryota, Fungi, Basidiomycota, Agaricomycetes, Agaricales, Schizophyllaceae. The transcript has a single exon. Bases 1 to 1575 code for a protein of 524 amino acids. The record is from RefSeq and is a predicted model, not a curated record.